This is a messenger RNA of Vespa velutina, 7177 nucleotides long. It is a transcript of the gene Usp47, whose product is annotated as ubiquitin carboxyl-terminal hydrolase 47. Bases 536 to 4396 code for a protein of 1286 amino acids. The record is from RefSeq and is a predicted model, not a curated record. Gene Ontology annotation, molecular function: cysteine-type endopeptidase activity; cysteine-type deubiquitinase activity. Gene Ontology annotation, biological process: protein deubiquitination. Lineage: Eukaryota; Metazoa; Arthropoda; Insecta; Hymenoptera; Vespidae. Gene Ontology annotation, cellular component: nucleus; cytosol. The transcript has 18 exons.
UCAUGAGUUGCUUAUAAAAAACACAAAACUUAAAAAUAUUUUAUAUAUACGUUAAACACAUACAAUUGUACAGUGAUUAUACAAAAUAGUUUAGUAGAAUACGAAAAAAAAAAACAAUACAAUGAUUGGUUUCUUCUAAAUGUAACGUGCUUUGUGUGGUCAGUAACAUAAUUCAAAUUUGUGCGUAUAUUCCAGGCGUUCUCAAAUAAUACUGCCUAUCCAUAUCAGGCAGCACCAGGUUGAUCUCUGCUUUGCCAGAAACAUGGCGUAAAGUGAUUGUUGCACAUGUGUCAGUGAUUUGGUAAGAUAUGAUAAAUUCAGUUCGUUCUUUAUAAUUCGAUGAGUAAUAUAAGUAUUAUAUUAUUCCGUGGUUUUAAACAGUACGGUAUUUAGAUAUUGUGUAGAUAUUGUGAGGAAAUAUAUAAAUUUAGUUCACAAAGUGACAUCGUUGAUUGAUUUGGUCUAUAUUACUAGAUUUCAUAUUGAGAUACAUAUCAUUACAAUUAUAUUAUUGGUAACAAAAUAACAAAAUAUCAUGGUUCAUAGGACGAAUGAAAUUAAUAAAAAAUGUUUAAUUCCAUAUAUCAUCAAAGAAUCUAAGGAUAAACAAGGUAUAAGCGGAAAGCUUGAGCUGCAUGAGUCUAUGCAAGUUAAAGAUCUGUAUAGUCUUAUUGAAGCACAACAUCAAUUACGUCCAGAUACUUUUACAGUACAUUUAAAUACGGGACAAAGAAAAAUGGUUAGUCUAUCUGAAAUGAUAAAUAAAACAAUGCUAGAACUAUCAUUGCUUGAUAUGGACUUUGAACCUAACUCAGAAUCAAAUGAAACGAUGAAUACUCUUGUUGUCAAUGUUCAUAAUAAGGUUAUGAAAUAUUUAGCAUGUGAGCCAUCGAUAUGUGAUCCUACACCUUCAUAUCAAGUAUCUAGUUGGAAUGAGAAUAACAUUAAUUUGAAAGCUCCUAUCAAACCUGAAACAAGCUAUGUUGGUUUGGUCAAUCAAGCAAUGACAUGUUAUCUCAACAGUCUCCUUCAAGCAUUAUAUAUGACUCCAGAAUUUCGUAAUGCUCUUUACAAUUGGGAGUAUAUUGAAGGUUCAGAAAAAGAUGAAACUAAAAGUAUUCCAUAUCAGUUACAGAAAUUGUUCCUUAACUUGCAGACUUCUACAAAAUCUGCAGUAGAGACUACAUCUUUAACCAAAAGUUUUGGAUGGAAUUCUAAUGAAGCUUGGCAACAACACGAUAUUCAAGAACUUUGCAGAGUUAUGUUUGAUGCUUUGGAACUGAAAUUUAGAAACACAGAACAAGCUGAUCUUAUUAAUAGAUUGUAUGAAGGAAAAAUGAAUGAUUAUGUGAAGUGUUUGGAAUGUGGAACAGAGAAGUCAAGAGAAGACACUUUCCUUGAUAUUCCUCUACCAGUUAGGCCAUUUGGUAGCAAUGUAGCAUACAACAGUGUGGAAGAAGCGAUAAAAGCUUUUGUUCAAUAUGAAACAUUAGAGGGAGCAAAUCAGUAUCAUUGCGAAAAAUGUAACAAAAAAUGUAAUGCACAGAAAGGAUUAAAGUUCACUAAAUUUCCAUAUCUUUUAACAUUACAUCUGAAGCGAUUUGAUUAUGACAAUAACAGUUGUCAUAGAAUCAAACUUAAUGAUAAAGUCACAUUUCCAGAUACACUUUUCUUAAAUUCCUUUAUUUCAUCUACAAAUCAAGAAUCACCUUCUGGAGAAGAAGAUAUUGGCGUGGGUGUUAAAUGUGAUGAUAGUUCAACUACAGAUAGUGGUACAUUAGAUGAUGAUUGCCCACCAUGUGAUAAUAAUCUCACAAAUAGUAGUUUAUUGACAAAUCACGAUCCAGACGAUGAUGAAGGUAUCGAUAUGAGUAAUGGACCAUCGACAUCUAAUUGUAGUAAACACAAUCAUAAAAAUGAGAAACACCAAAGUAAUUGCAUAAUAGAAUCAGGUCCUUACGUAUAUGAAUUAUUUUCAAUUAUGAUACAUAGUGGAAGUGCCAGUGGUGGGCAUUAUUAUGCUUACAUUAAAGAUUUUAAAACACGAGAAUGGUGGUGCUUCAAUGAUCAAAGUGUUACUCAGAUAACUGAGGAUGAUAUUCAAAAAACAUAUGGUGGUGGUUCAAUUAGAGCAUAUUAUAGUGGAGCAUAUAGUAGUAGCACAAAUGCAUAUAUGCUUAUGUAUAGACAAAUAGAUCCAAUUCGUAAUGCUUUACCAAUGCAGGCACAAGAUUUUCCUCGGCAUAUACAGGAUUUGUUAAAAAAAAUUAAAGAAAGUGAGGACAAUGACAGAAAGAAUAGGGAAAAACAGAUAGCAUGUCCAAAAUUGAAAGUUUACUGUCAUCAUCCGGUAACUGGUAACUUAUGUCACACAAGAUUAAUUGUAAUGCCAGAAUAUAAACUAGCUGAAGUAACGGAAGAAGCUUAUAAAAAACUUGAUCUUCGUGGAGUAGUUAAAUUAAAUCAAUGCCGUUUAGUAGCGUAUAAACACAGUGCAGAUUUGAUAGAAUGUAGUUAUGAAGGAAGAGAUCAAGAAGAAAUUUCUACUAUUUGGUAUAAUAAAAGUUAUGUCGAACUUCUUUUAGAAAUAUGUAAAGAGGAUCAAAUGUUCGAAAUUUAUCAAGCUGGUGGUAUUACAACUAAAGUAUUUGUGAUAGAUAUUCCCAAAGUAGAAGUUAUAGAUGGACCAAUUAAUGUACGAGGUUUGCUUACACAAAGUGUCAAGGAUUACAAGCAAAUAUUAGGAAACAUCAUUAAUAUGGAUCCUAAGCAAAUGAAACUAGUUUUACUAGUUUUACGAAAACGCAAAACAGAUAUUAAAUUAAUAGAUAAGGAUGAUAUUGACCUUCAAACAGCUGAAUUUAUGGAUGCAAGUAAUAAAGUAUUUGUAUCUACUAUGCUUGAUGUGGAUAGUAAUAAACCAUUUUAUGAGACAACAUUAUAUAAACUCAUAUUAAGGUUUGAAAAUAUUAUCUCAUUGCAAGUACAGAUACCGGACAUAAGCAAAGAAAUUCUUGAAGAGUUAGAUGUACCUUUAACUGACAAAUAUGAAAAUAGAGAAAAUCGUUUCAGUAAUGGACCAUCUAAAUUAUCAAUUAAUGAUUUAAUAAAGCGUGAUCUUGAAGUACAAUAUAACACGUUUCGGGAUAUUAUUAAAAAAUCGGUGAAAAAUGAUGAUCUUCCUAUACCAGAUUUCCUAUUAGGAGAACCAGAAGAGUGGAAUACUUCUGAACAAAGUAAUAGCGAAGACAGCAGUCUUAGUGAUAGUGAUAAAACUUUGGUAGGAGAUACUCAAGAAGAUGAUGAUUUUCCACCAUCUUAUCACCCACCACUUUCGGAUAAUAGACGAUUUGAAAUAGCAAAUCAAAUAGACAUACAAACUUCUGAUAUUGAUGAUGAGUCUGAAUAUUACUUUAAGGCUACUUCAUGUACAAACAACGCUCGAAAAUUACUUAAGGUUUUAGUAGAUAAAAGAAUGCGAUUAAGCACUUUGAAAAAAGAUUUGCAGCCUUAUGUAGGCGUGCCUGUAGAAUAUUUCAAAGUUUUCCGACAAUCUGGUGAUUCUGAAUCUGAAUGCACUUGUCUGACAGAACAACUUUUUGCUUUUGAUGAUGGUGAACGACUUAAUUUAAAACUAGGAAGAGCUUUGCGUAAUGGAGAAUAUAAAAUAAAGCUAUUUCAAUUACAUAUCGAUUCAAUUACAGAGCCCUACAAAUUUUUAUGCGAAACAAUUCUUUCUAAAGACAUGACAUUUGGUCAAGCAAAGAAACAAAUUUUAGCAGAAAUAAAGAAGAAGUACAAUAUAGACAUACCAUAUGAAAAAUGUAGAUUGAGAAAAAAAUAUUAUAAUACGGCUUCUAAGGUAUUCUUAGAUAAACAGAAAUUUGAUCAACAACUACUCACACAAUUUGAAAUGAUUGUCCAAGAACUACCAGAGAAAGAAGUUGUUACUGAUAACGACAAUCAAGUAGUUCUGUUUGUUCGAAGAUGGUCUCCUGCCAAAGUACAACUUGGUCAAUUUCAAGAGGUUGUAUUAGAUGAAAAGUUGAUAGAAGAAUUGAGAAGAAAAAUAUCUUCUAUAUCAAAUAUACCUGAAAAAUACAUAGAUAUAGCAAAGGGAAAAGGUACUUUUCCAUGUGAUAUACCUGUAUUAAAAGUCCAAACUGACCAUCAAUGGAAUGAACAUAUUACUGGUAACGAAAAUGUAUACGAUGAUUUUGAAGAUGGUAGUGUCUUCUUAUACAGGGAUAGCCGAGAAGAGUUAAAAAAGUUAAGUCCAGAUGAAACAAAGGAAAUCACUAAUAAAGAAACUGCACGUUUCAUACAACUUUCAUCCUCAACAGGUUAUAAUCGACGUAGUGAGAAAGCGCUUAAAAUAUAUUUGGAUACUAAAUGAUCCUGUAUUAAUUGUACAUCUACUGAAUGGCAGUAGUUAAAUGAAUACAAUAAGGAACAUGAAACAUUGAGGUGUAAAGUACUUGAAGCACAUCAAACAGUGAUUAUAUCACAUUUUCAAGAAACCAAAUGUUUUAUGCUCCAGUAAGUUUUCAAUAUCUCGAAGCUUCCAUCUUCUUAAAUAUAAAUGUUUUCGAAUAUCUAUCAGGUUUUUGGCAUCUUUUGGAUAAUGCUGCCAAUUAGUAAGAGAUUUUGAUUUUCAGUUAUCACUAUUUUUUUUCUUUUUUUCUUUUUUUUUUUUUUUAAUUCUGGAGUUUGUAGAAGGUAUAAAAAUUCCUGAUUCUCUACAUUGAUAAAUUAUUUUCUCAUCCGGAAGGUAUUAUUAAGGAUUCUAAUCACUAAUAAAAUUCAAUAAUAUUAAGAUGCAAUAAGACAAAUCAUCAGUAUUUGACAUAAAUAUAUGGACUCAGAUUGUCUAUUGUAUGUCUAAUUAUAACUCCGAUUCAUAAUAUAUAAAUGUUUUUCAACGUACAAUAUUCUUGUUUGGUAAAAUCUCAGCUAUAUUCUACGAUUCAAUAAAAUCAGAAUAUUUGUACAGCUAUCAAAAAAGAAAUUAACAUACCUUACAAAAGUUAGAAACUAUUUUCGGUGUCAAAGCACAACAUUGAAUUACAUUAUAAAAAUACGUCUAUUUAAUGCAAUUGUAAUUAACCCUUUUAAUACCAUUUAUGUGUGUGUAAGAUUUAUUGCAUUAUUAAUUGUGUAAUAGUGUUUUCCUCUCUAGUUUGUUUAAAUAUUAUUCUUAAGUUAUCAUUUAUGCCUGCCUGCAUUAGAUAUGUAAAAUAGUGUACACUACUAGUAAAAUUUUUAUCUGAUUUUGUUAUUUUCAGUUUAUAUAAAUAUAACUAUAUUUAAAGAGAAAAAAAUCAUGAGAUAAUGAUUUCUGGUAUUUAUAUGUUUCUAACAUUGAUAUAUUUGAUACAUAUAUACAUAUAACUCAAUAACAAGAUAAAAAAAAUACAUGCUCCAUAAUAAAAUAUAUUGUAAAUAAUAACUUAAAAAUAUUUUGUUUAAUUGUGGAGCCAAUUUGGUACACUUUGUGAAUCGAUCAAUAUAUGUGAGUCUAUUAAAUUAUGAAAAUUAUUAGAAUUAAAAAUCUAAAAUAUACAAUCGAAAAUAAAGAUUUCAAGAAUGUGAUAUUUAAUAAUAACAAAACAGAGCACAUAUCACUAUAUAUGUCAAUUUCUUCAUUGCAUUAUAAGUAUUGAAAUUUACGUUGUUUCCUAUGUUGUAACAAUUUUAACUGUUUUGUAUGAUAUUCUACUUAAUUACUUACAAUAUAUCAUUAUGGAAACAUGCUUUUAGUACAGGGUUCUUUUGCAUUUAACAUUUAGCAGCAAUUUCACAUUUGGCAAUUUAUACGUUAUUUCAUUGUAUACAACAUGGUGCUAAAAGGGUUAAAUGCAAAGUUGUUAUUGUUCCCCUUAAUUUUUAAUUUCUUUUAAUAGUCUCCUUUUCAGGUAUCUAUUGACUUUGUGCAAAUAUCAUACCAAAAGAAAGAAGUUAAUAUUCAUAAGAUAAUAUAUCAAUUGAAAAUGAUUUCAAAUCGAGUGAUCACUGUUUACUAAAAGAUAAUUAUUUUUAAAUCAAUCCCAGCUGUUAUUUAGUACAUAAUAACAUGCCCGAUUUUUAUUGUUAUUCAUGUAACUUUUAUUUAUUGUAUGUUGUGUAAAAAACAAGUUUGGUGUGUGUUAAUAAAUUACAUAUAUAAUGAUUACUUUGAUUGUAUGUGGAACUAUUUCAUUGGCAGAUAAAAAAUGGAAUUUAUAGACAAAUGAGAACAUUAGGUACAUGAGAUUAGAAUCUUUCCAGGAUUAUGUUAAUUUUUUAUAAAUGAUAUUAUCUUUACAUUGAUAAUUAGAAUUUUUUUUGCACAACAAACAAAAAAUUAUCAAUAAAAUGCACCAAGUGGAACAAAUAUUGUAAUUAAAUAAAAAUGUAAACUAUUAUGAGUAUAAGGCUCCAAUUGUAAAAUUAAUUGAUUUUUAUUACUGUCGGAAAAUUGAAUGAUAGCUAUAAACUAUUGUCAUUGAAUGAGAAAAUUUUUCUCAGUUUUGCUAUGAUUUAGUUCUCUGUACAGAUAUAUACAAGCCAAUGUGUCAAAUAAUGCUAUAGAUUGGAAUAACAAUUUGCAUUUUUUGCAUAUAAUAUAAAAACAUUCAGUAUAAUAUCUUCAUUAUGACUUAGCAUGCAUACAUGCUAAUACAUAUAACAAUUAAUUUGAUUGCUUAUUCUUAGUAAUAUAAAUCAUAGAAAAUACAAGGAAGUUUGUGCAUGUACAUACAUAUGUGCAUGCACACGCAAUGUGUGAGUGAGAGAGAGAGAGAGAGAGAAUGAGAGAGAGAGAGAGAAAGAGAGAGAGAGAGAGAGAGAGAGUAAAAUAGAAUAUUUUUAUCCUUUUUGUGGAUAAAUUAAUUCCGAGAUUAUAAAAUAUAUUUCGUUUAACAUAUGUGUAUACAGGUUGUCAUCUGAACUUUCCAAUCAGCUAUGAUCCAAUGUUAUGCCUUGUAAUAUAUGUGACAAUUAUGAACCAAAUUAUAUUUAUAAUUAUGAACAAAUGAAAGAUUUGAAAAUGGAAUGGACUUUUUGGUCAGAAAUAGAUUGCUGUACGAGAUUUCAUCUAUCAUUAUAGUGUGAUGCUUUUCUUAUUUUUGUGUUGCUGUGUUGACAUCAUUAAUCACUGUUAUUGUUUUAUUAAAUACAAAUAAAUUUGUUCCUUGUA